Molecule: messenger RNA, 898 nt
Organism: Colius striatus (speckled mousebird)
Lineage: Eukaryota; Metazoa; Chordata; Aves; Coliiformes; Coliidae
Gene: FRRS1L
Product: ferric chelate reductase 1 like
Exons: 5
Coding region: 1-852 (283 amino acids)
Biological process (GO): regulation of glutamate receptor signaling pathway
Source: RefSeq, a predicted model, not a curated record
AUGGCGGUGCGGAGCCGCGGUGCUUGGCGGCGGCUGCUGCUGCUGCUGCUCCUGGCCGGCUCAGCCGCCAGCCCGGCGGAGGAGGGCGGCGGCCGGCGGGAGGCAGGUGGCGGAGAGCACGGCGAGGAGGCAGCGCGGCCUCACCACGAUUCUUCGUACGGCACCUUCGCCAGCGAAUUCUACGACCUGCGCUACCUCUCCGAGGAGGGUUACCCUUUCCCUACUGCUCCUCCUGUGGAUCCAUUUGCAAAAAUCAGAGUGGAUGACUGUGGAAAAACCAAGGGAUGCUUCAGGUAUGGGAAACCUGGAUGCAAUGCGGAGACUUGUGACUACUUUCUAAGUUACCGUAGAAUAGGAGCUGAUGUUGAAUUUGAGCUGAGUGCCGAUACUGAUGGCUGGGUGGCCGUGGGGUUUUCCUCGGACAAGAAAAUGGGAGGAGAUGAUGUCAUGGCUUGUGUUCAUGACGAUAACGGAAGAGUCAGAAUACAGCACUUCUAUAAUGUCGGUCAGUGGGCUAAAGAAAUCCAGAGAAACCCUGCUAGAGAUGAGGAAGGGGUUUUUGAAAACAAUCGUGUAACUUGCCGAUUCAAGCGUCCUGUAUAUGUUCCCCGAGAGGAGACCAUCGUAGAUCUGCACUUGAGUUGGUACUAUCUGUUUGCUUGGGGUCCAGCAAUUCAGGGUUCUAUAACUCGUCAUGAUAUAGACUCACCACCCGUAUCAGAGCGCGUUGUCAGUAUUUACAAGUAUGAAGAUAUUUUCAUGCCAUCAGCUGCCUAUCAGACCUUCUCUUCUCCAUUCUGCUUGCUCCUCAUUGUUGCACUGACCUUCUAUUUAUUGAUGGGAACCCCAUGACUGAUGGCAAAUAGCAAGAAUCUGUCAAUGGAAGUUUCUCAGGAUG